AUGAGGACUUUCCCUAAAAGCAGAACUUGUGAGGUUUACAGUGUCUCGGGAUAUGGACAUUGUUCUGCUGUUGGUUCACCUGCACAGGGGGUCAUUACAGAGCCCACCCAGUCACUUAGCCCCCCCACGGAGUCCAAGACUCAGAGCGACUGGAAGGACCAGGGGGACAAGGGAAGCAGAGGACCUGUCUGUGUGGGAAGGAGGAGGUGGGCUCUGGGGGUCCUACCCCUCUUGCCAUUCACUGCCGCCAUUGCACUGAGUCUCCAUUUCUUUACAUCUCCACCCCCUUCAGUGUUCUACCUUGGUGGCAGCGUGGAGUUUCCCAACAUUAGCUUCUCAUUGGACCUGACUGACCCCGCCUCUCCACAGUUCCGCCUUCAGGCUCAGGCUCUAAACCUUUAUUUCUCAGAGCUGUAUGAGUCCUCUCCCUGGAGCGCCUACUACCUACGCUCAGGAAUUACUGCCUUCAGUGAAGGAGCAGAUGGACUGAACGUGUUCUACUGGAGUAAGUUCUCGGGCCCUGGGGGCGUUGCCAUGGAGAUCCAGCGGUGGAGUACAAAGCUUGUACAGCGCCGUCUCCCUGGCACCAAUAAGCUGCUGUACAGCCAGAACGAGGAGCGCUAUUACAUGGAGAGAGACAACGAAUCACUCAACCUGCUGGGUUUAGACUAUGACUAUGAUUCAGAUGACAAGGCAGAUAAAAUCAAGAACCCCAACUCCCUGCAGAACUCUCUACAGAGCGGCAAGUGGCAGCUGGGAUUCCAAGCAAUGUCCUUUGACCUCUAUGCGAAGUACGGUAACAACCGUACCCUGAGCUUGGUGAGUCCCAAGAAGCCAUACUACCAGUGGCGCCUUCGUGUCCCGUCAGGUCAUGUGGUGCGUCUGGUCGUCCUCACCCUGCAUGGAGCCACACCCGGAAGCUGCUCCUCCCACAAACUGUCUGCCUAUGACUUCCUGUUGCCACUACAGAACAAGAUCAUCGCCAGGUGGUGUGGUCUCCCAGUGUCUGGCUCAUCUCCUGUAAUGAAGCUGACGUCGUCUGGUAACGUGAUGCUGGUCACCUUCUCCUUCAGCAGACAGAGAGAUGGAGCCAUCUUCAAGGCCUACUUCCAGGCCAUCCCCAAAGCAGGUUGUGGAGGCUCUCUGUCCUCCUGGAAUGGCUCUCUGUCCUCUCCGUACUACCCUGCCCACUAUCCCCCAAACAUCGACUGCAGCUGGACCAUACGGCCACCGUUGCCUGGAUACCUGAUCUCCAUGACAAUUGUGACGUUGAAUAUCCAGGACUCUUCAUCUUCGGACAGCUGUGAGAAAGACUGGCUGGACAUUGGAGGUGUCAAGCUGUGUAACCCCAUGACUGACAGCGGCAGAAGGAAAACCUACUCCUCUCCCGUCUCUCUACACUUCCACUCUGAUGAGUCUGUCACUCACAAGGGCUUCUACCUUCUCUACAGAGCCUUCUCCCCUGAGAGCACGUGUCCUCGCCAGUUCCGCUGUGGGGAUGGGAGGUGUGUUCCUCUCAGGAAGGUGUGUGACGGAGUCAGAGACUGUUCAGACGGACGGGACGAGGCUAAAUGCUCGACCUGUCGUCCAGGUGAGGUGUAUUGUGGGAACGGUCAGUGCCGGCCUCACAGCAGCCAAUGUAACAGCCAGAGUAAAUGUGGAGAUAGCAGCGAGGAGGCCGACUGUGCAGGUCAAUGCUACCACAUGUGCCACAACAAGGUGUGUGUCUCCAAGUCCUCCGUUUGUGAUGGUGUCAUAGACUGCAAGGACCGCAGUGAUGAGAUCAACUGCACUAAAGCAUUCCAUAAGGGCUGCUCUCCAUCCUCCUAUAAGUGUGCCAAUGGGAAGUGUGUGAAUAAGAUCAACCCAGAGUGUGACAGCGUCAAAGACUGUUCUGAUGGAUCAGACGAGACGCGCUGCGGUUGUGGCACCCGGCCCAGGAAGCGUGCUAAGAUAGUGGGCGGGUCUGAUGCGGGGACGGGGGCGUGGCCGUGGCAGGUCAGUCUACAGAUGGAGCGCUAUGGGCAUGUGUGUGGAGCGACCCUGGUCACCAGCCGCUGGCUCAUCUCUGCUGCACACUGCUUCCAGGACUCUGACACCAUCAAGUACUCUGAUGCGCGGUCUUGGCGUGCCUACAUGGGCGUGCGUGUGAUGAACACGGCCAGCAACGCUGCAGCCACCAGACAGAUCCGUCGUAUCAUCCUCCACUCCCAGUACGACCAGUUUACCUCUGACUAUGACAUCGCCCUGCUGGAGCUCAGCACCCCUGUCUACUUCAAUGACUUGGUACAGCCCGUCUGUGUCCCCGCCUCUUCCCACGCCUUCACCACCGGGACCAGCUGCCACGUCACGGGCUGGGGGGUCCUGAUGGAGGAUGGUGAGCUGGCAUCUCUGCUGCAGGAGGCCACAGUGAAGAUCAUCAACAGGAACAACUGUAACAAGCUAUAUGAGGACGCUGUCACUCCCAGGAUGCUGUGUGCUGGCAACCUGCAGGGAGGAGUGGAUGCCUGUCAGGGUGACUCAGGGGGUCCUCUGGUGUGUCUAGAGAGGGGUCGGCGGUGGUUCCUGGCGGGGAUCGUGAGCUGGGGGGAGGGGUGCGCUCGGCAGAACCGCCCUGGAGUCUACACACAGGUCACCAAGUUCACGGACUGGAUCCACCUGCAGACUAAAGGACAGGUCUGA
Molecule: messenger RNA, 2682 nt
Organism: Oncorhynchus masou masou (cherry salmon)
Lineage: Eukaryota; Metazoa; Chordata; Actinopteri; Salmoniformes; Salmonidae
Product: suppressor of tumorigenicity 14 protein homolog
Exons: 19
Coding region: 1-2682 (893 amino acids)
Biological process (GO): proteolysis
Molecular function (GO): protein binding; serine-type endopeptidase activity
Source: RefSeq, a predicted model, not a curated record